AUGGGAGAGACCAGCCAGGCUGCCGGACCGGGGCUGCCUUCCUCGCCCUCUCCUUCUCCUCCCUCCCGGCGCUCCGCCUGCAGCCUCUCCCCGACGGUCGGGAAAGGGACCCCGCGACCCGGCGGGGACAUCACCGGGCAUCUCACCUUCCCCCUGCUGUCGGUCUCCCUUCUGGUGUCUUUUGGCUCCUCCAUGCUCUAUGGCUACAACCUUGCCGUGGUGAACUCUCCAGCAGUGCACAUAAAGGCUUUCUACAAUGCCACGUGGUCUCAGCGGUACGGACAUGAGCUGACCCCUGGCCCCCUGACCCUCCUCUACUCCCUGACUGUCUCCAUCUUUGCCCUGGGAGGGCUGGUGGGCUCCCUGCUGGUUGGGAUGCUGGUGGAGCGGUAUGGCAGGAAUGGUGCUCUGAGCCGCAGUGCUCUCCUCGUCCUCCUGGCCGGCGGCUUCAUGGGCUUCAGCCGGGAGCUGGGGUCCCCUGAGAUGGUGAUCAUCGGUCGCUCCAUCACAGGGCUCCACUCAGGUAUCUGUCUCAGUGUGGUGCCCCUCUACCUGGGAGAAAUUGCCCCCAAGAACCUGCGGGGUUUCCUGGGCCUCAUGCCCAGUAUCUUCAUCUGCCUGGGGGUUUUUGCUGCGCAAGUCCUGAGCCUCCCAGAGCUGUUGGGCGAGGACAGAUUCUGGCCCCUGUUGCUGUCAGUGGUGGUUGUUCCUGCCUCCCUCCAGCUCCUGCUGCUGCACUGCUUCCCUGAGAGCCCACGAUACCUGCUGAUAGAGAGAAAUGAUGUCUGUGGAGCCACCAAGGCACUGCACCAGUUCCUGGGGACCCCUGAUGUGCAGGAUGUGAUCGAGGAGAUGAAGGAGGAGCAGCGGUCGCUCUCCUCCAUGGAGAUGGUCUCUGUGUGGCAGCUGCUGCGGGACCGCUCUGUGUACUGGCAGACCCUCUCAGUGGUGGUGGUGAAUGCCGGCAUGCAGCUCUCGGGGAUCGAUGCCAUCUGGUUUUACACCAACAUCAUCUUUGAGAACGUUGGGAUCCCUGUGUCCCAGAUCCCCUACACCACCGUGGGCACCGGCGUCAUUGAAAUCAUUGCUGGGCUGAUUGGGUGCUUCACCAUCGAGAAGGUGGGCCGGCGGCCUCUCAUCAUCAUCGGCUUCUGUGCCAUGGGCAUCUGCUCGGCUGGCAUCACUGUCUCCCUGCUGCUGCAGGCUGCCCUGCCCUGGAUGCACUACGUCAGCGUCGCCUGCGUGGUCGGCAUCAUCGCUGGCUUCUGCAUGGGACCAGCUGGUGUCCCCUUCCUGAUGACAGCCGAACUCUUCACACAGUCGCACCGCCCAGCUGCCUACAUUGUGGGGGGGUCCCUCAACUGGCUCUGCAACUUCACCGUUGGCUUCAUCUUCCCCUUCUUGCAGAUGUCAACUGGUGCCUUUUGCUACCUGGUUUUCUGUGGUGUCUGCCUGCUGGUGGCCCUGUAUGUCUACUUCAUCAUCCCUGAGACCAAGAACAAAACCUUCAUGGAGAUCAGUCACAUCUUUGCCACCCGCCGCUCCGUCCUCUCCUUCCCAGCCCAUCUCAUUGGAAUGAUGAGGCUCGAUGGCUAUGGGACCUUGGAGAGCAGCUCCAUGGAGGGCUCGGGCUCCAGCCUGCCCUGAUCUGGGUGGGCUGGAGGGAAUGGGGGUGGUGGAGGAAGCUCGGGGCUAGGGAAGAAAGUGGGGGUCAAUUUGUUCUGACCUGGUCAGCUCUGGGUCUCCCAGGACAUGUCCCUGUGCCACAGCCUUUUUCCAAGAUGAUGCACUUGGGUUGCACUGACCACUGUGCAUGACCCCCAUUCUGGAAGAGAUGCCCCCACAGAGACGAGGGCACCUCCUGUGGCAGGGGUGUCU
Messenger RNA from Empidonax traillii (willow flycatcher), 1878 nucleotides. RefSeq names its product solute carrier family 2, facilitated glucose transporter member 9-like. The transcript is spliced from 12 exons. The coding region runs from base 1 to 1647 and encodes 548 amino acids. Gene Ontology annotation, biological process: monosaccharide transmembrane transport. Gene Ontology annotation, cellular component: membrane. The record is from RefSeq and is a predicted model, not a curated record. NCBI's taxonomy places the organism in Eukaryota, Metazoa, Chordata, Aves, Passeriformes, Tyrannidae. Gene Ontology annotation, molecular function: hexose transmembrane transporter activity.